AUGCAGCCACGGCAGCUUUGUGGCACGCCCGCUGCAGAGGAUCUGCGCGGCUCGCCCACGGCCCGGCCUAGACAACUGCUACAGAGGACUUUGGAAGCUCCUCUGGCCAAGAACUACGCUGGCGGUGCCGCGGCUGCCAUCGCGACCGUUGCCUUUGCAACUGUCGGGAGCAAGUGCCGCCGCAAGCACCGCAAAAUCCGCUCGCGCUCACGGCGCUUGCCGCGGAGGGCCAUGGCCAACGAUGAUCGCCACCACCCCUCGGCAAAACGCAAUCGGGGCCCCAUUCUCGAGGCCCUCAGACAAGAACUUCCCGAAGAUGGCGCAGGUUUCGUCCUGGAGAUCGCAUCUGGGAGCGGCUGCCACGCGGAGCACUUCGCCAGCGCCUUACCGAAGCUGCAGUGGCAGCCAACGGAGUUCGUCCCUCGCGACCAGCCCACCCGGGCUGCGGUGUUGCAGGAGAUAGACAUUGUGGGUGCGAAGGCGCUGCCCAACGUGCUGCCAGCGCUGCCUCUGGAUGCCUCGGCACCCUGGGAGGAGUGGCCCCCUGAGGUGCGCACCAAGGCCGGCCACUUCACCAUGGUCUACAUGUCCAACGUGACCCACAUCAGCCCGUGGAAGGUGACCUGUGGCGUCCUCGCUGGCGCUGGGCAAGCCUUGGCCAAGGGUGGCCGGCUGGUCAUCUACGGCCCGUUCAAGGUCGAUGGCAAGUGUACCACGCAGAGCAAUGCUGACUUCGAUGAGCGGCUGCGAUCACAGGACCCUGAAUGGGGCUAUCGGGAUAUCGCCGACAUCGCCGCGGAAGCCGAGAAGCACGGCGUCAAGUUCCUGCAGCGGCAGGAGAUGCCAGCAAACAACUUUAUCCUGACCUUCGAGAAGCAGUGA
Molecule: messenger RNA, 882 nt
Organism: Symbiodinium natans
Lineage: Eukaryota; Dinophyceae; Suessiales; Symbiodiniaceae
Source: the annotation of a GenBank genome assembly